AUGGAGAUACAGUGGCGUUUAUGGAAUAAGGACUGGGCCUCCUUUAUAAGGCCGUGGAUACCUAUAUUGUUGGGCCUUCACCUCCAGUUCUCCCGGGCCUCCAACUGUCCAGAGGAGUGCCGCUGUGACCGCACCUUUGUUUACUGCAACGAGCGGAGCCUGACCUCAGUGCCUCUGGGAAUCGGUGAGGGUUACAAGACCCUUUAUCUACACAACAACCAAAUCAAUAACGCUGGUUUUCCCCUGGAGCUCCACCAUGUGGCCUCUGUGGAAACUGUGUUUCUCUAUGGCAACCAGCUGGAUGAGUUCCCUAUCAACUUGCCCAAAAAUGUGAGGGUUCUCCAUCUGCAGGAGAACAACAUUCAGACCAUCUCCAGAGCCGCUCUGGCUCAGCUUCUUUGGCUGGAGGAGCUGCACUUAGAUGAUAACUCCAUUUCUACUGUAGGGGUGGAGGAAGGGGCUUUCCGGGAGGCACUAAGCCUUAAGAUGCUCUUCCUCACCAAAAACCACAUGAGCAGCGUACCUAUUGGUCUUCCAGAUGAUCUGAAAGAGUUGCGAUUGGACGAGAACCGGAUCGCUGUGAUUGCGGAGGAAGCAUUUAGGAAUGUCACCCGCCUGCAGCGGCUCCUAUUGGAUGGGAACCUGUUGACAGAUGAAGGGAUUGCACCAGGGACCUUUCAGGAUCUGGUCACCCUCAGGGAGCUGUCCCUGGCCCGUAACUCACUAACAUACCCUCCACCGUUCCUCCCAGGGGAGGUGCUUGUCAAAUUAAACUUUCAGGAAAAUCAGAUAAACAGGAUCCCUGCCAGUGCAUUCGCAGGGUUGCACAAGCUGGAGAGGCUGGAUAUUUCUAACAACCAGCUGCAGUCGUUGACAGAGGGGGUCUUUGAUGGCCUCCGUGCUCUCAGACAGCUCACUGUUCGGAACAACCUUUGGCUGUGCGAUUGCAGCAUCAAAUGGGUGGUGUCAUGGCUCAAAUCUCUGCCGGCCUCGCUCAAUGUGCGUGGCUUCAUGUGUCAUAAACCUGAAAAGUUCCGGGGCAUGGUGAUCAGGGAGCUGAGUGCUGAGCUGGUCCAGUGCCCACAGAGCACAGCGACUGCACCCCUGUCCUCUUCACCAGCUGACACUGCUCUGAUCCCACCCCUGCCCUCAGACUCCCCCCUGGUCACUCAAUAUGUUUCCCCCUCCUCCAGGCAACCCUUCCCCACGUCAACCAUCCACUACCCUGUCUAUUCAACCAGAGAGGGAGGGUUGAGGACUAAGCAACCUUUGGACCCCAGGAGGGAGACUUUGCAAGUCAUGUUUGCCAUACUGAAUGGCUCAGCUAUCCACGUCAGCUGGGUGGCUGCCUUUCCAGUCACUGCCUACAAGGUGACCUGGGCCAGGAUGGGCCCCAGUCUGACAGGGGACACAGUCAGGGAGAGGAUAGUGGGUGGGGAUCACCGGGGGAUCCGCCUGGCUAACCUUGAGCCAAAGUCCACCUAUCGGAUCUGUGUGAUUCCCUUGGAUGCGUUCAAUAAUUACCGGCCCAAAGAUGAUACCGUGUGCACCGAGGCCAUGACCACGGCGGCCUCUUUUAGCCCCGGCAACAACAACAACAACAACAAAAGGCCGUCGGGCCCUGAACAGGCCACGCAACAGGAACUCAGCUCGCCUUUCUUGCUGGCUGGACUGAUUGGCGGGGCUGUGAUCCUGGUCCUGGUGGCACUCCUCAGCGUCUUCUGCUGGCACAUGCACAAGAAGAGUCGCUCCAAGUCCUCCACCAAGUGGAAAUACAACCGGGGUCGGAGAAAAGAUGACUAUUGUGAGGCAGGGACCAAGAAAGACACUUCUAUCCUGGAAAUGACUGAGACCAGCUUCCAGAUAGUCUCACUUAACAACGAACAGCUCCUCAAGGGAGAUUUCCGCAUUCAGCCUAUUUACACCCCUAAUGGGGGCAUCGGCUUCCGAGACUGCCCCCUGGAGAACAACAGCACAGUUUACUGCAAGAAUAAUGUUCAGGAAGCAGACCUUUGUGGCACAUGA
Molecule: messenger RNA, 2025 nt
Organism: Cyclopterus lumpus (lumpfish)
Lineage: Eukaryota; Metazoa; Chordata; Actinopteri; Perciformes; Cyclopteridae
Product: leucine-rich repeat transmembrane protein FLRT2
Exons: 1
Coding region: 1-2025 (674 amino acids)
Molecular function (GO): protein binding
Source: RefSeq, a predicted model, not a curated record